Penicillium bovifimosum is the source of this 1011-nucleotide messenger RNA. RefSeq names its product proteasome regulatory particle lid subunit RPN11. Gene Ontology annotation, biological process: proteasome-mediated ubiquitin-dependent protein catabolic process; protein deubiquitination. Gene Ontology annotation, cellular component: proteasome regulatory particle, lid subcomplex. The record is from RefSeq and is a predicted model, not a curated record. The transcript has 4 exons. The coding region runs from base 1 to 1011 and encodes 336 amino acids. NCBI's taxonomy places the organism in Eukaryota, Fungi, Ascomycota, Eurotiomycetes, Eurotiales, Aspergillaceae. Gene Ontology annotation, molecular function: proteasome binding; protein binding; metallopeptidase activity.
AUGGAUCGCCUUAAUCGGAUGCUCCAGGCCGCGCAGUCCAUGGGGAUUGGAGCAGGCGGAGGCGCUCCAGGUGGUGAUACCCCAAACCUGAUUGAUAACUCCGAAACUGUCCACAUCUCUUCCUUGGCACUACUGAAGAUGCUACGACAUGGCCGCGCAGGUGUCCCGAUGGAGGUCAUGGGCCUGAUGCUGGGCGAGUUCGUUGAUGAAUACACAGUUCGGGUAGUGGAUGUCUUCGCUAUGCCCCAGAGCGGUACUGGUGUCAGUGUUGAGGCUGUGGAUCCCGUGUUCCAAACCAGAAUGAUGGAGAUGCUCCGGCAGACAGGACGGCCAGAAACUGUCGUUGGCUGGUACCACUCCCACCCCGGUUUCGGCUGCUGGCUCUCCUCGGUCGAUAUCAACACCCAACAAUCUUUCGAACAGCUCACACCGCGUGCCGUUGCCGUCGUUGUCGAUCCUAUCCAGUCAGUGAAGGGUAAGGUCGUCAUUGACGCCUUCCGUCUCAUCCAACCUCAGACUGUCGUCAUGGGCCAAGAACCUCGUCAGACUACAUCGAACUUGGGCCAUCUCAACAAGCCUUCAAUCCAGGCUCUGAUCCAUGGCCUUAACCGCCACUACUAUAGCAUUGGGAUUGAUUACCGCAAGACCGGAUUGGAAGAAAACAUGUUGAUGAACCUUCACAAGCACGUAUGGACGGAGGCCUUGGAGAUGAAGGACUUCCACGAGGAGGGUCAGCACAACGUGGAACAAAUGAAGCAGCUUGUUCUCCUCGCGGAGGGCUAUGAGAAGCGGAUCAAGGAAGAAACAGAGCUCAGCAAGGAUCAGUUGAAGACGAGAUAUGUUGGCAAGCUUGAUCCCAAGAAGCACAUCGAGGACGUAAGUCAACAGUUGAUCGAGGAUAACAUCGUUGCCGUCUCGCGGCAGAUGAUUGACAAGGAAGCUUCUGUGGCACGGCAAUCAUCCAAACAAGACACGAAUGGUGCCGCCAUGGAAGUCGACGAAGAUCUUUAG